AUGAUGGCCAGCAAGCUCAUCCCGGUGCGGGUACUGGCCAGCGGCGCGGUUGGCACUGGCGGCCUGGGCGCUGCCCAAGAUGCCGAGGGUACCGACGAGGGAAAGGUAGUGACUAGAGAACUGUUCGCCGGCCACAGAGGCGUGCCAGAGGGCCCGGACGCGCGUGGCACGGUCUUGAAGCUGCAGUCUGCGGGGGGUGAGACGGUGGUCAGGUUUGCAGGGUUGUUCAAAAGCAGGAGGGAAGGCUGGCCAGGAGAAGAGGCGGACAGGACCCCUGCGAAGCAUGGUCAGAAGGAUUGA
Cordyceps fumosorosea ARSEF 2679 is the source of this 300-nucleotide messenger RNA. RefSeq lists its product as hypothetical. The transcript is spliced from 2 exons. Bases 1 to 300 code for a protein of 99 amino acids. Lineage: Eukaryota; Fungi; Ascomycota; Sordariomycetes; Hypocreales; Cordycipitaceae. The record is from RefSeq and is a predicted model, not a curated record.